CCUGUAUGGAGUUUAGCCACUACCCUUUAAUUUAGCUUCUAGGCAGUCGAACUUGAGCUGUGGCUAUGAGGCUUUCGUUUCUUCUUUGCCGGCCUUUUGACUUUGGGCAGCGAGAUGUCGCACAUUGGUUUCCAGGACAUAUGGCUAAGGGGCUUAAACAGAUGAGAGCAAAACUUUCCAAAGUUGACUGCAUUUUGGAAGUACAUGAUGCCCGAAUCCCUUUAUCUGGACGAAACCCUCUCUUUAAAGAGUAUCUUGGAAUUAAACCUCACUUACUUGUGCUCAACAAGAUUGACUUAGCAGACCCCUCUCAUCGAAAGAGAAUUGCUACUCAGCUAGAGAAACAGGGAGUUGGAAAGAUCAUUUACACUGAUUGCAUCAGAGAAGAGAACAUCAGACAGAUUGUUCCAGCUAUUAUUGAACAGAUUGGAUGUAACCCUCAGUUCAACAGAGCAGAGACUACAGAAAUAUCCAUUAUGAUGACUGGAAUUCCCAAUGUGGGAAAAUCCUCUCUGAUAAAUGCUCUUCGCAGAAUACAUAUAAAGAAAGGGAAAGCCUCUAAAGUCGGUGGAGAACCUGGAAUAACUCGCUCAGUGCUUUCUAGAAUACAGGUUUCAGAAAAUCCUCUCAUCUAUCUCUUGGACACACCAGGAGUCCUUUCACCUCGCAUUGAGUCGGUUGAGAUAGGAAUGAAGUUGGCAAUAUGCGGAACAAUUCUUGAUCAUUUGGUGGGUGAAGAUAUAAUUGCUGAUUAUCUCCUUUAUAUGCUAAAUCAGCAUCAACAGCACAGAUACGUGGCACAGUAUGAGCUGGAUGGACCUUGCUCAGAUAUAGAGACCCUGCUCAAAAAGAUUGCCAUUAAGUUAGGAAAGACACAGAGAGUGAAGGCCAUAACUGGUGUUGGAAAUGUGAAUAUUACAGUACCAAAUUACUCAGCUGCUGCUUAUGAUUUCAUUCGGUCUUUUCGGAAAGGAGAUUUGGGAAUAGUGACUUUGGACUAAUGAGGUAGAAGUAGAUAAAAGAACUGGACUUCACACAGGAACACAGAAAAAAAAUAUAGCCUUUCUCAUGACUGAAGCUGAAAUAGUCUGUGGCAAAUGAACUGAACUGGAGAAUUAAACUGUCAAAUUAAACUUGUUUUUUCCAUUCUGUA
Bufo bufo (common toad) is the source of this 1153-nucleotide messenger RNA. It is a transcript of the gene MTG1, whose product is annotated as mitochondrial ribosome associated GTPase 1. Bases 66 to 1001 code for a protein of 311 amino acids. Gene Ontology annotation, cellular component: mitochondrion. The record is from RefSeq and is a predicted model, not a curated record. The transcript has 11 exons. NCBI's taxonomy places the organism in Eukaryota, Metazoa, Chordata, Amphibia, Anura, Bufonidae. Gene Ontology annotation, molecular function: GTPase activity; GTP binding.